CGGGUGCUGGAGCUGUACAGCGGCCUGGGCGGCAUGCAGCAGGCGCUCCGAGAAAGUCGCAUUCCGGCAGAAGUCAUAGCUGCUAUUGAUGUAAACACCAUUGCUAAUGAGGUGUACAAGCAUAACUUUCCCAACACCCAGCUGUGGGCAAAGACGAUUGAGGGGAUUUCAUUGAAGGAGUUUGAUAGGUUGUCCUUCGAUAUGAUAUUGAUGAGCCCCCCAUGCCAGCCAUUCACCAGAAUUGGCCUUCAGGGUGAUGCAUCUGAUCUGAGAACAAAGAGCUUUCUGUAUAUUCUGCAUAUCCUACCGAGGCUCCAAAAAUUGCCCCAGUAUAUUCUUUUGGAAAAUGUCAAAGGAUUUGAAGUCUCUUCCACCAGAGACCUCUUGGUGCAAACAAUAGAAAAAUGUGGAUUUCAAUAUCAAGAAUUUUUAUUAUCUCCGACAUCUCUUGGCAUACCAAAUUCAAGACUGCGAUAUUUCCUGAUUGCAAAGCUUCAGUCCAGUCCGUUUCCUUUUCAAGUCCAGGGACAGAUACUGACAGAAUUCCCCGAAGUUGGAUCUGGAAAUUCGCAGAGGUGUACAGUUGCAGUUACUGGGGGAGAAGACGGGUCUGCUGGGCACUGUAGGGAGAAGAAGAUGGAGCCAAAAUGUCAUUUGGCUGACAGCACGCCGUGCUCAGGAAGAGAGGCUGUUCUUUUUAAACUUGAAACUGCGGCAGAAAUGCAGAGAAAGCAGCAGCAGGACAGCAAUCUCUCUGUUCAGAUGCUGAAAGGUUUUCUGGAGGAGGACAAGGGUCUGAGUCAGUACUUUCUGCCGCCAAAGUCGUUACUGCGCUACGCCCUCCUGUUGGACAUUGUCAAACCCACCUGCAGGCGGUCCACCUGCUUUACUAAAGGGUAUGGAAGCUACAUAGAAGGGACAGGAUCUGUGCUGCAGACUGCUGAGGAGGUCCAGAUCGAAGAUGUGUACGAGUCCCUGGAAACACUGCCAGAAGAGGAGAAGCUGAGAAAGCUAUCAACUCUAAAACUACGAUAUUUUACCCCCAGAGAAAUAGCCAAUCUUCACGGAUUCCCCCCCGAGUUCGGAUUUCCUGAGCAGAUAUCAAUGAAACAGCGAUACCGCCUGCUUGGGAACAGCCUGAACGUACUGGUGGUGGCCAAACUGAUCACAAUCCUGCUGGGGUCAUCCGGAAAUGACUCAGAGUGAUGGAAGAGAUGACUGCAUUCUGAGUUUGGCAGAAGAUUUUCGGGGGAUAAAGCUUUCCUGUGACGGAGAUGUUUCGUUGCGAUGAUUUGGAAUUUGUAGAGUCACUGUACAUUGAAUUGUAUAAAUCUCCCUCCUCUAGUCCUUUAUUAACAUUUCAUGUUAUCAAAUCCUGUUAUCCUGUCAGUUCUACCUUCACAGUAUUGCUAAAAUCCACCCGUUCCUCUCCAUCCAAACUGCUACUAUCCAGGGCUGUUGAUAUUUGCCAAUCAAUGCGCCAGAUAUAAUGGAAAGAUGUUUGCCUUGAGGAAAUAAGCUGAAAGUUUGGAGACUGUCACACAGAACUGUUAAUCAUUCAAAAUCCCAAGACAGGCUCCCCACAUCAAUAUUCCAGCAAGGCCUCAGGAAAGAAGCUGCUUUUCUUACACUUGUAACUUAGAUGACUUGCAAAGGGUAAAUGUUUUAUAAAUAAAGACAGGCUAUUUUUAAGUACUCCUCUGUCAGUUUUCUCUUUGACAUUUGUUUUCUCUGCUAAGGAAACUUUCAGGCAUUUGGUUGUACCAAUUUAUCAUUUCAUUUGUUUUUCACAAUUCAAAUUGCCUGUGACUUUUCAGAGAAAUCAAUAGCUUCUUCAGCCUCCUCAGACACCUCGAAUAAAUGGCAGCCCCAGUCCCUGGUGGGAAGUUCAUGUGAUUCAGUUCUCUACUGUCUGAUCGUUUUAUCUUUGCAAACUUUCUAAAAGGCAGAGCCUACAGAGGCCCCUUGAUGGGCUCUACCUAUUUUUCAUUAACUUGCUAGGAGCAACUGGUAUUUUUCUUCCUCUCUGUGUCUUCUGAUUACAAGCUGGGCGGUUUCAUAAGUUCAGUAACAUUGCCUAAACAGUCCUACCUGGAUGAAACCUCCAAGUAAACGUCUUCCCAACUACCUUGUCCACCUCCUGUUUUUUCGAUCACCAUAGAGAGCAGUACCAUCCUCCUGUCUCACAAGCCUAUAACCUUGUCAUCGUCUUUUUUUAUGGCAUUUGUUAAGCUUUUACUUACUUUGUGCUGGGCAUUAUACUAUGCACUGGAAUAUAUAGAAGAUAAUGAGGUUGGACACAGUCCCUGUCCCACAUAGAACUCUGUCUUAA
Tachyglossus aculeatus (Australian echidna) is the source of this 2332-nucleotide messenger RNA. RefSeq names its product tRNA aspartic acid methyltransferase 1 (gene TRDMT1). The record is from RefSeq and is a predicted model, not a curated record. The transcript has 11 exons. Gene Ontology annotation, molecular function: methyltransferase activity. NCBI's taxonomy places the organism in Eukaryota, Metazoa, Chordata, Mammalia, Monotremata, Tachyglossidae. The coding region runs from base 34 to 1206 and encodes 390 amino acids.